Molecule: messenger RNA, 672 nt
Organism: Oppiella nova
Lineage: Eukaryota; Metazoa; Arthropoda; Arachnida; Sarcoptiformes; Oppiidae
Source: the annotation of a GenBank genome assembly
AUGGAAAAAGACAUGUGUUGUUAUGUGAUCGUAACCGCCCGGACCCUAAUCUGGACGCUGUUGUCAAUCGCGGCCACACUGUGUAUGUUGGCGGCGAUCUGGACCCCCAUAUGGCUGGUGGGACCGCCCAAAAAGCUCAGUCGACAGACGGCCGCCAAACUGUCACAACAGUCCACUCAAACCAAUAAUAAUAUUCUUGAUUUGAAUCUCAAUUAUAUUCAUAAUAAUAACAUCAAUGAGUUUACGCCAUCAUUAGAGUGCGCGCCGUUUGUGACCGGUUUAGACCAGGAAAACAACUCCUUUCCCAACGCAUGGAAAGCCGCGCUUAUAUUCUAUGGGAUCGGCAUUUGUGUCAUGAGUCUCACGAUUAUUGCCAGCCUUUUAGGCUGUUGCAAGAGAAGUGUUUGUCGCAAAAGCAUAUUCACAAUAUCCGGCACAAUUCAAGCCGUGGCCGGCUGGGGCACCGAUCGAGUGGAACGCAUAUGCGGUGUAAAGGCUGACCCUUUCCUUCUGGGAGACUGUACUAUAGGUUGGGGAUUAUAUCUAGCGGUGGGCAGUACUGUCGCCACAUUCAUAUGUGCCAUACUGUCCAUUCAGGCGGAGAUAUCGACGUCAUCUGAUAAAGUCCAGGAUGAGAUACUUGACGGCAAAAAUCUAAUUUGUUUGCUCUAA